Messenger RNA from Durusdinium trenchii, 2491 nucleotides. The record is from the annotation of a GenBank genome assembly. Lineage: Eukaryota; Dinophyceae; Suessiales; Symbiodiniaceae.
CGACCAUCAUUCUUUCCAGCGUCACGGAAUCCGUUUCCUGUAAUGGUGGAGCAGACAUCCUGCGCUUCAAGGCCACUCAAGAGGAGUUUGAUGAACCAUCAGCGAACAUUUCACCAGAAGGAGCCCAAGACCGCGCUGUCGGAGCUGCCGGUGGCACACAUCCCUGGCAAGAUUGCAGCCGGCGCCGCCAACAGUUCACCAACGAAGACAACGCAUGAAGUUGCUUCUACCAGUUUGGUGGAUCAAGAAGUCAGCCCCACACGGCAGUUGGCCGUUGAGUGGUGCCAGGAUGGCUUGAAUUUGCUCACUGGUUCACAACCGCUGAUGGGUGGUCCUUGCUACUUCAAAUUCCUUGUGCCGAACAGCUUGGCUGGUGCAUUGAUUGGCAGAGAUGGAAGUUCGAUGGGGGAGAUCGAAGUGGCAUCGGACUGCAAGUUGCGGAUCUCGGGCCCGAAGGUCCUUUUUCCUGGGACUACGGACCGCAUGUGCAUCGUGGCUGGCAAAACUGGUGAGGCUCUCGAGAUUGCAGCCAUGAAGGUCAUUGACCGGAUGGUCAUGACGCAGUCGCGUGUCCCUUCUUCACAAAGACGUUUGGUUUUCAGACUGGUCGUGCCCAAGUCUGCUGCCAGCGCCAUCAUUGGCUGGAAUGGAGAAACCGUACAGCGAAUCGCCAAAGAGAAGUAUUGCCGAAUCAACGUCAGCUGCCGAGUACCAGAGUUUCAGGAACGCGUGGUGACGAUCUUCGGUGAAAAGAACUACCUAUGCGAGGGCCUCCGACAAGUGAUACGGCGGAUGCAGGGUGCUCCUCAUUUGCAGGAGCACAUGCAUUUUGAGUACAAGCAGGAGCUGCCCUUUGGCGUCUGGUACUGGAGUCCGGAGAACAGGGAGCCGGAGAACCCCAACAGUCCGUUGAUGCCCUACGAGGUGGCUCAGACCAAGAGCAAGAGGGAGCUCAUCGAAUACUUGGUGCAGACAGCGCCAAAAGACGUGCUGGCACGGACGCGACUCCUGGGGACGAUGAAAAAUGCGCUGAAGAAGAGGACCCACAAUGAUAUGCUCGAGGCGGUCAAGGAGGUUUGGAACCUUCGGGCAGGCGAAAAUGUUGGAAUAAUACAGAGUCUCGGCAAGCACGACGGGCCUGUGUCCUUGCAGCCUGGAGUGUUGACGCCUGGAUUGGUGAAAGGCGGUGAACCAGUCCCGGGCGAGCCGCCGCCAACCGACGGAGCUGAGCUGUCGGAUGAAGAGGACUUCGACGAGAUUGAGGUUGUCAUCGUCCAGGGCUCAGACAGAGCAGAGGAGGACUCGGACGAAGAGGAGGAACCGUUUGAAGAGGUUGUUUCCCAAAGCAGCGAUGCUGCUGAGGAAAACUCCCUGCCACACUCAACAGCUGAAGAACCACUGCCGAGCGAAACAUCCUUGCGGUCAACGCCGCCGAACAGUACCGCGCCUAAAACCGCUUGGAAAGCAACAGCUUGGAGUUUGCCGUCGAAGCAAACAGGGCGGCGCCGUGCAGCGACGGCGGGGACAGCCGUGGCUGACCACUUCCGCCUCGUGGAAGCGCUGGCCGUCGAAUGGCCGAUCUUCUCAGGCAGUCGAGGCGCUCUACUCGAGUCCAAAGAGCCAGUCCCGGGCAAGCCGCUGCCGGGCGACGGGGCUGAGCUGUCGGAUGAGGAUGUCGACGAGAUUGAGGUUUUCAUCGUACAGGGCUCAGACGAAGCAGAGGAUUCGGAUGAAGAGGAGGAGCCGUGCGAAGAGGAUGGUUCCCAAAGCAGCGAUGCUGCUGAAAAACAUUCCUUGCCACACUUAACAGCAGAAGAACCAGUGCCGAGCCCAACAUCCUCGGGGUCAACAGCGCCGAGCGCUACAGCGCUGAAAGCAGCAGCUCCCUUUGUGGAGAUGCCGAGCCCCUUGUUUAGCAGAAGCUGCAGCAGCAGCAGCAGCAGCAGCAGCUCAUUGUCUAGCUGCGGCGCUGUUGAGAAACCGAACCGGUGCUGAUUUUAGGACCUGAAAGGAACCCAACAGGUGAGAACAGUGAUGGGUCUGCCCUGCGAUGCCCGAACAUCCGCCUUCGGAUGCUUUAAGAGGAUCGUCGAUGCGAUCCGGUCCAACGACUAAUUCGUUCUCUUUGUACAGUGCCUCAGAUGGAGGAGCAUCCCCCACGUUGGUCAAGAUUCGCCGAUCUGGCAAGACUGCCGGUGUAUCAUGGAUUGUCAUGGUGAUUGUCAUCUCCUGAUUAUCCAACAAACUUGGCCAAGAGGGUGCCUUUGUACUCCUUUCAUCGUGUCCGACACGGGCCUGAGGGGCCCGCCGAAACGAAUUUUUGGGUGCCCGCAGAUUUGCGCACUGAUUUGCAAUUCGUGACCCUCUUUCAGAUAAAUCAAGCUGGAAAGUGCGUGUUUUUUGUUCAACAGUGAAUUCGUCAUUGCUGCAUGUUUCGCCUGUUUGAUGCCUGUCCUCGGCAAAUUCAUUUGCAUCAUUUGCGUAGCAGCAG